Messenger RNA from Hyla sarda, 3650 nucleotides. It is a transcript of the gene EDA, whose product is annotated as ectodysplasin A. The transcript is spliced from 8 exons. Gene Ontology annotation, molecular function: tumor necrosis factor receptor binding; death receptor agonist activity; death receptor binding. Gene Ontology annotation, biological process: animal organ development; immune response. Lineage: Eukaryota; Metazoa; Chordata; Amphibia; Anura; Hylidae. The record is from RefSeq and is a predicted model, not a curated record. Bases 170 to 1300 code for a protein of 376 amino acids. Gene Ontology annotation, cellular component: membrane.
GCGUGGAGGCAGGAGCUGUCCCGUGGCUGCGGCGCCUCCUCUCUGUCCUUGCUCCGGGGAGCUGUUUCAUGUGCUCAGCGCCGGAGAGUCAUGGUGCCGUAGAGUAGAGCGCAGGAGAGAAGUAGAGGACCGGCCUUCCCUGGUGACUGCCCCGCUGCCCCUUACCAGCAUGGCACCCCGGAGUGUGCCCGAGCAGCCUGGAGCGGACCCCUCCCUGUCCCCGGACUCCUCCUCUCUCCCACACUCGGGGUGCAGUUGUCCCAAGAGUUGCGGCAGCUGCCGGCUUUUCCUCGGCUUCUUUGCGCUGUCGCUGUCUUUGCACAUUGUCACCAUUUGCUGCUAUCUGGAGCUGCGCUCGGAGAUGCGUCGGGAGAUGGGAGCCGGGAAGUUCGCUCGGGGCUCCGGCCCAGGGACCAACGACGAGGAAGGGGACUUCUCCCAGCACCGGAGGACGGCGGUGCGGCUCUCUGACCUGCAGCACCCGGGAGCUGCUGAGCACCGCCAGAUGGCCCUAUUAAAUAGUUUGAGUAGUGAAGACAGAUCACAUCUGGAAGAAGGCAUCAGGCUUUUACGGAGGACGAGGCGGAACAAAGGCAGCGAAGGCUCUGAGAAUCCAAGUUCAGGCAGAAACAAGAAAAAGGGGAAAAAGGUUGGACCUCCGGGUCCAUCAGGACCUCCUGGCCCUGCAGGACCUCAAGGACCACCAGGACCUCCAGGACCACCUGGAAUCCCAGGUAUUCCUGGCAUACCAGGAUCAAAUGCUAUGGGCCCUCCUGGACCACCUGGGCCUCCAGGGCCGCAAGGACCACCUGGAAAUCAAGGACCUUCUGGGUCCGGAGACAGGACCAGUCCUAGAGAGAUACAGUCGGCUGCAGUUCACCUGCAUGGUCAAGACUCAGCAAUUCAAGUCAAAAAUGAUCUUUCAGGUGGAAUUCUCCAUGACUGGUCCCGGAUUACCAUUAACCAGAAGGUUUUCAGGCUGCACACUCGCACUGGCGAACUGGAGGUGCUUGUGGAUGGUACCUACCUCAUCUAUAGUCAGGUAGAAGUUUACUAUAUCAACUUUACAGAUAUUGCAAGUUAUGCUGUGAUGAUUGACGAGAAGCCAUUUCUACAAUGUACACGAAGCAUAGAACCUGGCAAAACCAACUUCAAUACCUGCUACACUGCUGGAGUUUGCCUCUUAAAAGCCAAACAGAAGAUUGCAGUAAAGAUGGUCCAUGCAGAUAUUUCCAUUAACAUGAGCAAACAUACGACAUUCUUCGGAGCCAUACGUAUAGGGGAAUUCCCUGGCUCAUAAACUGUAUGAACGACAAAAAUAACUUUUAAGGCCCACAAAGUGUUACUAGUCCACUUGACUUACCGGAAGUCACAGUUUUUGUUUUUUUGCAAUGAAAGUCUGUGAUUGGUUGUGUGCAGUGGAGGACAUGAAGAAACAAGUGGUUGUUUUAUACUGAGAAAUGGCACUGGAUAUUGCUUUCUUCAGAAGACUAUGGACAAUUCUGCAAGUAUGGCACCGGACCAUGUUGCCAGUACUGUUGGGAUUCUUGUUGCACUAGCUGGCCACCUUUCCAUGCAAGGGAUUGUCUACGCUGGUGGACAACUGUGUUGCUAAAGCGAAAUACAAACUGUUUCCCGCAUUAUGUUUUAAUAAGUAAUAUAUACACAACAGAAAUAAUUUUAUUAAUGCAAAAUACAGUGGAUCAAAUUCUAUUCACGUUUGAUCAAUACUUUGGACUUCAGCUCAAUAUAGCUUCUUGCCAGAUACUACAAAGUGAAAAAGAAUGUAAUUUUAGUUAGAGAUCAGAUGUUGAUAGAGAAUUUUUUUUUCCAUAAACAGUGCACAUAGUUUCUGUUGCAUAUCCAGAAGCUUCUAGGCAAACAUAUAUUGCCAGAAAUUGCAACAUAGGAUUACACUACAGUCUUGUCUUUUCUACCAUUGAGGGGCAAUGUCCCAGCUACAUCAUGCUGCUUUCUAAAAAACAUAAGAAAUGUGCAUGAAGCACAUCAAAAAGAAACAUUCUGAGAAUGAAAAUUCUAAUUUUCUAAUCAUUUUCUCAGUGCUCUGAUUUUUUUUAUUUUAUUUUUUAUUGAAAUGCUGCAUGUGAACUCCGCAUAACACUGCAUUCACGGCUGUUAGGGUAUGGUCACAAGUGCCAGAUUUGUUGCAGAAGUUUCUGUGACUAUACAUAUUCCAUACAUCCGUAUGGGGACAUUUCUGCUGUUUGAGCAUAGAUUUUCAAAAACCUCUUAUAGAGCAGCCUCAGAAAUCUUUGCAACAAAACAAAAAUGAAAUGUUUCUAAAAAAUGCUUUGUCUAACCGGAAACAUUUGUCCAUUCUUUUCUAUACCUGUACCAGUCGGUGCCUCAGAACCUUUAUAUCUUGCAGUAUUUUUUUUAUUUUUAGCCGUAUGCAUCUAUGUGUAUAUUGAUCUGCUGUGUGUAAUUGAUCCUGUAAUAUGAACGGACUGUGCCCCACGUACACAAUUAUAGACUGUUUUUUCCACUGUCAGUACUGUCUCUGCCAAAUUAAUUUAUAUAGAGGCAAAAUUAUAUAAAGAAAAUAUUUUCUAUUAUUUUCCUGCAAUAAGGUAAGGCAGAAUAAAGCUUUUUUUUUAUCUACCCCUCUAUAAUUUUUCAUCCAGAAGCCUUAGCAUUUAUCGAAUAAAUGAAUUAUUUCUUGUUUUAAACAAAUAGUUUGCAAAAAUACUAAUGUACAGCAAUUUUUACAUUUGUAAGAGAAGAUCAUAUGAUCAUUGUGCAAAAAUGUCAGACUUUACAUCUUAUCCACUUAUCUUCAUUCAGAUGCUGUUUCUCUAACCACUCUUUGCUUCCACCAAUUCCUGGUUUGAUUCCAAACUGUUGGCCAAUGCCAUGUUUCAUACAAUGUAUCCAGAAGUGGCCUUAGAACCUUUAUUAACAGGAAUGUUAAUUAAUUAUUCAUUUUAUCAAGGCUGUAGAUGGCUGAUGAAUUAAUAAUUUGAAGGACCAAAUCACUCAAUUGAUGCCACAAUUAUAUAAUAUGUAAUGCCUCAAAAUGUACAGAACAUUGUGAUGACUAGGUAUGCAUUGUAAAUACAGUGAAAAUACAGUGUACAGAAAGUUGUUUUUGUUAGGUAACACUAAAGACGAUUAAUGUGAAUUUCUAUCUUUUAUUGGUUGUUUUCUCUCUGCAUAUGGCGGGUGGAUUAGGAACAGCAUCUCACGGGCAUAAGUUGCCUAAGAUAUAAUGUGAGAAACAAACUUCUUAAUACAUUUGGAGCAUUUCUAUUUAAUGUCCACGCACCAGCUAUGAGCUGAAGUAGAUUUCUGGCAUAAGUUAUGUUCAGGGUAGGGUCUGAUGGAGCACAUCCGAAGCGUAUUUCACACUGCAAAUGUGCUGACGGUAGUCACAAGAGCGAUCUCCCUUCUGCGGCCGAGUAGCUCUGUAUGUCCGCUCAUGGCUGCCGAUGGGAAAUCCUACGAGCGGACACACAGUGCAGCAGGAAGCUCACUCUUGUGACUGCUAUUGGCACACAUGCUGCGGAUUCACACCAUGUUGUUAUAUCCUAAAGAGGUUAUCAUGGAUUGAAAAAACAUAGCUGCUUUUUUUUUUUUUUCCUCAAAGAGCACCUUGCUUGUCCUUAGUUUGUGUAUGGUAUUCCAGUUUA